Aspergillus mulundensis is the source of this 519-nucleotide messenger RNA. RefSeq lists its product as uncharacterized. Lineage: Eukaryota; Fungi; Ascomycota; Eurotiomycetes; Eurotiales; Aspergillaceae. The record is from RefSeq and is a predicted model, not a curated record. The transcript has a single exon. Bases 1 to 519 code for a protein of 172 amino acids.
AUGGCUCCAACCAAGAAGUCUACUUCCAAAGCCGACGCUUCCUCCUCUGCAGCAAACAGUCCCUCUUCCUCCGCAACAAACAACCACUCCUCUGCCAUCACCACCAACACCUCCACCACAGAAGUAUCCAACACCAAUAUCAACAGCAACAGCUCCGGCCCAACUCCAACCGCAGCCAGCCGCUCUUCCUCUGGAGCACUCGACCACAUCAGGGAGAAUGCCGAACGACUGCGUGAGAGACUCGCGGAGGGAUCGAGCAUCCGGGGAGAACCCGACCCCUUGGACUCGGAUCUCGAACAAAUGCGUAUAACAUUGAUGGCGGAGCUGAAGCCGGACCGCCCACUCUCACCAGUGACCCUUGACGAAAGGGCUAUGGUGUCUGCCAUCCAGAUGAGGAUUGAAGCCAACCCAAAUCACCGGCUUACACUCGACGCGGCGGAGAUGCGCGCUAUGGCAAAGACGAUUGAGUCGCUUCAAGGUCGCAGGCCUGUCCUAGAGUGGCUGUUUGAACGGCCUUGA